Hibiscus syriacus is the source of this 764-nucleotide messenger RNA. RefSeq names its product protein FAR1-RELATED SEQUENCE 5-like. The coding region runs from base 1 to 507 and encodes 168 amino acids. Lineage: Eukaryota; Viridiplantae; Streptophyta; Magnoliopsida; Malvales; Malvaceae. The record is from RefSeq and is a predicted model, not a curated record. The transcript is spliced from 2 exons.
AUGAAAAGAAUAAGUGGUUCACCGUCUCCGGCUCCAAACCAUAGACCGAACAAAGAGAAUCCUCAAUUCCUUGAACACCCCGACUCAAUAAGGCAAUUUUUACAGCCAACUUCUGGUAGAGCACCUGCCAAAGAAAGACCUCUACUGUUUAUGAGAUUUCAAGAGGACCUAGUUGGAACUCUGACAUUCAUGGCAUCAAAAUCAGACGAUGAUGAUGAUAUUAUAGCAUAUCAGGUGGCAAAGUUCGGAGAGGAUCAUAAAUCCUACUAUUUUUUUAUAGGAAUAGUAGGCCUCAUUAAAAACCUCCCUCAUAGAAGUCCUUUACCUUUAGGCAAGAACCAUCUAGACGAUAUGGACAAGAAAUUCCGAGAACUCGCCAAUGAGCUGGAGUAUGCAAGUAAAAAAUGUGAAGUUUACUGGUCAAGUUUACUUUCUGUUUUAAAAGACAUUGAAGACCAUAAGCUACAGUUGUCAAUAAAAGUGCAAAACAUAAAGAUCAGCAUGUGACGCUGCAUCACAUUUCUCCUAUGUACUUUCGAUAUAAUCCAGUCUGAUUUCGUAUAUCAAGUAUGUAUUCAACCCUAGGCUUCUCUUCACCUUUGAAUGCUGUCAGCAAUUAGGAAUGGCUUCUGGUUUGCAGCAGCUAUGUACAGUAUAAUUGAUGUGCUUUAGCCAUUUAGGUGCACAGUUUGUCAAUUUGAGUUAUUAGUUUCUUUUAGUGGAUUGUGGAGAUUAGUUGACACCGUCAAUAAUAGUCUGAAGAU